Molecule: messenger RNA, 1955 nt
Organism: Hevea brasiliensis (rubber tree)
Lineage: Eukaryota; Viridiplantae; Streptophyta; Magnoliopsida; Malpighiales; Euphorbiaceae
Exons: 1
Coding region: 57-1955 (632 amino acids)
Biological process (GO): lipid biosynthetic process
Source: RefSeq, a predicted model, not a curated record
AUCCUUAUUAUAAAAUGACCUAAAAAUGUUGUUACUAAUCAAAGGACACCCACAACAUGAACUGCGAGAAUUAUGAUCCUUCUUUCCCUGACCAGCCAAUAGUCGACCUCUAUCUCCCAGUUUGGGCUAGCCUACCGGCCUUCUUGUCUAAGCCAGCCUUCAUCUGGGCUGAAGAUGGAAAUGGUGGUGUAACCAAGGGUUCAGUUCUUACUUAUGCCCAACUCGAUGAAUCAGUUCAGUUAAUUUCCGCCAACUUAAUUAAGCUAUUGCUAAGAGGUGAUGCUGUUAUCAUUUUAUGCCCACCUGGUCUUGAACUCGUUGAGGUCAUCUUUGGGUGUCAAAGAGCUGGCCUUUUGAGCGUACCUAUCUUUCCACCUCACUCUGCUUUCACCAAUGAAAACUAUCACCACCUUAUUAGAGUCCUCUCCCAAACAAAGCCCAAAGUUGCCAUAGCUAACCAGGAUUAUAUUGCAAAUGUUCAACGAUACAUCUCCUCAUCCUCCAGUAAUCAGAAGCUUAGUGAGUUGCUGCAAAAGCUUAGUUGGAUUUCUACUUGUGAUCUCAAAGAUAAGAAGGCAAGUUCAAGUAUGGGGUCUUCUUCGUAUAAUGGUUGUGGCCCAAAUGAAGUCUACCUGAUUCAAUACACUUCAGGUGCUACUGGGAUUCCAAAACCAGUACUGGUGACCGCCGGAUCAGCAGCUCACAACGUAAGAGUAGCGAGGAAAGCUUACGACCUCCAUCCAAACAGUGUUAUAGUCUCUUGGUUGCCUCAGUACCAUGAUUGUGGCCUUCAGUUUUUAUUGCUUACCGUUAUAUCUGGGGCUACAUGUGUGCUAACUUCACCUGGAGCAUUUGUUACCAGGCCUAGGCUAUGGCUGGAGCUGAUCUCAGAGUUCGAAGCUACCUGCACUCCAGUUCCAUCCUUCACAUUGCCACUUGUUGUCAAGCGCGGAGGGGUUCAAAAGGGAACUCGACCCAUAAAUCUAUGGAGUUUGAAAAACUUAAUCAUCAUUAAUGAACCGAUUUACAAGGCAUCAGUUGAAGAGUUUAUUUAUGUGUUUAAGCAUUUUGGGUUUGACCCAUCAUGCAUUUCUCCAUCUUACGGUUUGGCAGAGAACUGCACCUUUGUUUCAACAGCCUGGAGAAGCAAUAGCAACUUUGAUAGUCUUCCAUCUCACAACAAGCUCUUACCGAGUGCGAGACUCACUUCUCAACAUGAACAAGAUGAAGAGGACAUGGACAUUAUAGUCGUAAACGAAGACACGCAUGAACCAGUUGCGGAUGGCUUCGAAGGUGAGAUUUGGGUCUCAUCGCCAAGCAAUUGUUCUGGUUACCUUGGAUACCCAUCUUUAACUCGCGAGAUAUUCCAAGCGAGACUCAGGAAUACGGUGAGCAGAUGUUUUGUCCGCACGGGCGACAGAGGAAUCGUCGAAGGAGAAGCAAGGUUUCUAUACGUGACAGGUCGAUGUUCAGAUGUUAUCAGGCUCCCAAAUGGCAAAGAUAAACACCCUCACUACAUAGAAACAACAGCUUAUAAUGGUUAUAAAGAAUUUCUAAGAGGAGGUUGCCUCGCUGCAUUCGAGAUAUCAAACACAGUAGCUCUCGUUGCAGAGACACAAAGAAGUGAAAAAGACGUUAACGUUUUGAGGCAAAUAUGUGAAGGAAUAAGGAAAGCUGUUUUGGAGGAAGAGAGAGUUGAAAUUGGGAUGGUUGUUCUCGUAAAGAGUGGAAGCGUUCCAAAGACAACUUCAGGGAAAAUUCAAAGAUGGGCAACUAAACAAAAGCUUGUCGCAGGCAAAAUGGAUAUAGUUAUGGAGGUGCUAUUUCAAAAUAAUGAUAAUAAUAAUGUUAGCUUUUUCUCUUCGUCUGAGCCAUUAGUCAAAGCAAAUAAGAGUAUAGAUGAAGAAGGAAGAAGAUCCGCGAUAACUCGUCCCUCUCUGCAUUCUCUUUUGUGA